Molecule: messenger RNA, 2997 nt
Organism: Blastomyces gilchristii SLH14081
Lineage: Eukaryota; Fungi; Ascomycota; Eurotiomycetes; Onygenales; Ajellomycetaceae
Product: chromatin assembly factor 1 subunit B
Exons: 6
Coding region: 363-2708 (781 amino acids)
Biological process (GO): nucleosome assembly; DNA replication-dependent chromatin assembly
Cellular component (GO): nucleus; CAF-1 complex
Molecular function (GO): protein binding
Source: RefSeq, a predicted model, not a curated record
CUUUUGCUAUUUAACUAGUUACAAACUACAACUUCUCCUUCGUCUCUAUCACUCAACCCGAUAGAUAUAUUUAUCACCUUCUACCAAUCACCCCCAGCUCACCGCCAUCCACUACCUGCUUGCUCUGCUGUCAAUUCAUAUCCUAUCCUCUUGCAUUCCAUAUCAUCCCUAUCUCAGACUCUCAAUUCUGCCUCCGUUUAUCUCCUCCCUGCCAUACAGCUUGUGUCUCUAUAGCCCUCAGCUAACACAGCUUGAUUCACUCCCUGCAUAACCGGUAGAACAUUAGCGCUGCUCGAGGGCCUGAGGGGUCCUCCAUCUCCCCGUCUGUCUUCCAGACCCAUCGCCAAUUGUCCUGGCACAUCAUGAAGGCUACUCCUCUCCUUAUCUCCUGGCACGACGACAACGCACCUAUCUACUCCACUCAUUUCGAUCCUCACGGCAAAGGCCGACUCGCUACAGCGGGAAAUGAUAACAAUGUUCGAUUAUGGAAAGUCGAAACAAUCGGCGAGGAGCGAAGAGUUACAUACCUUUCGACCCUCAUUAAACACACACAGGCAGUAAACGUUGUCCGCUUCAGCCCUAAAGGCGAAAUGCUAGCAUCUGCUGGGGAUGAUGGGAACGUGCUGCUUUGGGUUCCUUCCGAACUGCAGCCACAUGGAAGGGCCCUGGGAGAAGACCGAUCCGAUGACAAGGAGACAUGGAGGGUGAAACAUAUGUGCAGAUCCUCUGGGGCCGAGAUAUACGAUCUUGCUUGGUCUCCUGACGGCGUUUUCUUCAUAACAGGCAGCAUGGAUAAUAUUGCGCGAAUAUAUAACGCGCAAACCGGUCAAAUGGUUCGCCAAAUUGCAGAACAUUCCCAUUAUGUCCAGGGAGUUGCGUGGGAUCCUCUCAAUGAAUUUGUGGCAACGCAGUCCUCGGACCGAUCAGUGCAUAUUUACACACUGAAGACGAAGGACGGGCAGUUCACGUUAACAUCCCACGGCAAAUUUGUCAAAGUGGAUCUCCCCGCCCGGCGCAUAUCUUCAAGUAGCCCAGCUCCUCCAGAUAUUGGCCUGAGAGGUCAAUCUUCAACCAGCAAUGCUUUGUCAUUAUCUUCGCCUGGCCCAUCAACGCCUGGAACCCCAAUGACAACAGCCUUGCCUAUGGAUCCUCCACCAGUAUCCCAUAGUCGCCGUUCUUCCUUUGGUUCCUCCCCAUCAAUGCGACGAUCGGCAUCACCGGCGCCCUCCAUGCCACUCCCCGCUGUAAAACCGUUGGAAGUAUCCUCUCCAGGCCUUUUCGGAGGACUUGGAGUGAAAAAUGCCAGCAUCUAUGCAAACGAGACAUUCACGUCCUUUUUUAGACGUUUGACAUUUGCGCCAGACGGAAGCUUACUUUUCACGCCCGCUGGACAAUAUAAAACUUCGCAUGGACUCCACGGCGAUCCUCCUAAGACUAGUGAAGAGGUGAUAAAUACCGUAUAUAUUUACACUCGAGCAGGUUUUAAUAAACCACCGAUUGCUCAUCUUCCAGGACAGAAGAAACCGUCGGUAGCGGUCAAGUGCUCACCUAUUUUCUAUGCCUUACGGCAUGGGACAAAACCUACCCGACAUAUCACGCUCGACACCUCGUCUGGCGAAGAUGCUUUUCCAUCACUCCCGGAUUCCGCGGUUUCUGCAACUACCCCAACAAGCAACCCCUUCAUGGAACCCCCGCCGCCAUUGAACACUUCGACAUCUGACCUUUCCCGCCAUCUCACUUCUCCCAAGACGACUGAAACAGAAAAUGGGGCCACACAAGGAGGGCCUAGCCCUGCCUUCGCACUACCGUAUCGGAUAGUUUAUGCUGUUGCAACGCAGGAUGCGGUUCUUGUCUAUGAUACCCAGCAACAAACACCAAUCUGUAUAGUGAGCAAUCUGCACUAUGCCACAUUUACAGAUUUAACCUGGUCAAACGACGGCUUAACGUUAAUAAUGAGCUCAUCAGACGGAUUCUGCUCAACCCUAGCCUUCUCACCAGGAGAGCUUGGCCAAGUCUAUAACCCCAGUUCAAGCGAGAAGGCCGAGCACAUUCACCAUAUUUCUACUACCUCCUCCACAAACGCUACUCCUCUCCCCACGCCGAGCUUCGCGACAUCCCCCUCCCUUUCCAAGCCAAACCCAAUCUUCUCCGCCCCCACACCCACUAGCACAACAACCACAACAACCGCCACCGUCAUUCCGGCCCGUCCCGCCAGCCCAGCCGGCUCCACAACCUCAUCCAUCACCCAACUCUCCGCAGGCAUCCCCCAACUCUCAACCUCAACCUCCGGCCCAGGCUCGAAUUCCAACUCCAUGGUCAUAAACAACCCAACACCCACCCUGGGCUCCGUCCCCUCCGUAACAGCCACAAACUCCGGCCCACCACCUCUCCAACAAGCCGGUCUACCACUAAGCACGCCUCCCCAAACGCCCAUGUCCGGCGUCUCGCACAGUGCUACGAGUUCUGUCAGCGGUAGCGUGCUGGGGAAACGGGACCUGGGAACCGUGAGCGAGUCGGAGAGGGAUGAGAGCAGGGAGAGUGGGAAGUAUAGUAGUAGGGAUAGUGGAGCGGAUUUGGAGGGGGAAGUGACCGCUGCUGUGCCAGCGGUGAAGAAAAGGCGGGUCGCACCGACUCUGAUUUCUGGGGUUGGGACGGUGACGACCCCAGUGACGGCUGCGUUGGCCCAUCCAUCCAAGGAGGCAAAAUGAAUUCGAUUGAAAUAACUUCUCCGAAGGGAUAGCAGGAUAUGAAUUAUAUGCUUCAGAUCGGGCGUGGACGGUUUUUUUCCCCUGCUUUUCAGUUUUCAGUAACGAAUUCUUGACUAGGACCGACAGGUAUUGUUAUUUGUUAUUUUUUUCUGGUUUCUUUUAUUGUUCGUUAUUGUAAUUGCACUUUUGAUGAAAUUUUGAUAUCAGGCGGGGCCGUCAUUUUUUUUUUAUAUCUUUGUAUGUCUCCCUUUCUCACUAUUUAUUGUCUCCCCAUCUCAGUUCAGCACCU